Molecule: messenger RNA, 1172 nt
Organism: Paecilomyces variotii
Lineage: Eukaryota; Fungi; Ascomycota; Eurotiomycetes; Eurotiales; Thermoascaceae
Exons: 2
Coding region: 435-1055 (206 amino acids)
Source: RefSeq, a predicted model, not a curated record
CGAAAAGAGCUGUUAGUUACGUUACUUUACUCAUAAGAGAAUGCGAGGCUGGAGCCCUGUGGAGAGUAGAGUAAAGUACUCUAGAGUAAGUAUGGGGCCUGGUUAACUUCAUACUUGAUCUGGAUAGAAAGAAAAGAGAAAAAAGGCGGUUUGGAUCUUCGAAGAUGAAGUCAACAGCAGUCAGCCUGACGUCACGACAAAUGGGACCUCGACCCCCUCUAUGUAACUGUAGCUGGUCAAGAAGUCCACGAGCUCUAGAGACCUAGACAUAUAAUAAGUGUCUUGGGAUUCAUCGUUGAGUUCGGACCAGAUCCAUUAUCAGAAAAACAAAAGCGUUUGGAUACAAUCCGAUAUCAUACUCUUUACUACGAAUUGAACCUCGUUUGCUGCAUUUCAUUUAUCUGACGAACUACGACGAUUAUAAUCCUACCACAAUGAGCGAGUUCCGCAACAUCGAAUCUCUCAACAACAAGCAGGGCGAGUUCAAGCCCGGUGUUAAACCCUCGGUUCCUGGACCUGAGACCAAGGGUCUUGGAGUGAAGGCCUCCCCAGCAGACUACGCCCCUGAAUUCCACGCACAGGUCCUCCCCCCUGGCACUGCUCCUGCCAGCAGCUCCUACCAGCCUAACCCCAUCAACGAGACUCCCGGCCAGGCAAACAACGAGGACACACUCCGGGGCCACGGAAAGGAGUCUACCUACACGGCGGCUAACUCGAUGCCCGGUGCGACGUCAAAGGAUGUCCACCGGGGUCUGGGUCACCCUGGUGUAGGCGAGACUAACACUGAGAUCCGCCAUGAUGGCCAGCACCACCGGAAGCAUGUCGGACAGGGCUUGGAAGGCGUUGGAGCCUCGAGACCCAAGAUGCCCGACGAGGGUGCUCGGCCGGACCAGCGUGGUAUUGAGAGAGAAGAAGCUCGUGGUGGUCAGCACGGUAACAAGGGCGCCCUGGCUGCAGAGGACAAGCAGCCUGAGCCCGCGGAGACCAUCGCCGCCGAGUGGCAUUACGAGCCAGGAACGAAGAGGAACCAUGACUACAAUCAGCGCUACCGAUAAAUGCAUUCAUGACGGAGAGAAGGCGCAGGAUGUGGCUAUCGGUUAUGUAUAAUUAGUUGUUUUGCGAUUGUUCACAUGGGUAUCAUAGGAUCUGCUUGAUGCAUGAUCCCUACAUAA